GAAGGGCGGGGUUCACUUCGACCCCUGGGCAACAGAAACGUGUAGAGGAAAACGUGUAGGCUACUCAGAAACCAUGGCUUUAGUCGGUGUCAGACAAAUAAAGUAGGCUGACUGCCGAAGAUGAUGUGCACGAAGACUAAUUAGGCUAGUGUGUUAUAUCAGCAACAUAUAUUAGCUUACCUUUUCUUUAUGUAUGAAGACAAAAGAUCGGUCUACUCGCAUUUUGGUGAAUUGUAGCCUAUAGCAGCUGCCAAUAAAGCAAAUUAAAAGACUGCUUUAAUUGAUGAAUUACUUCCUCUAAAAAAACAGUGUCAUUCAGUUCGGACUGAAUGCAUUAAUUCAUUCUCCUUUGUUUAAAAAAUAAGUUGUUUUAAAUAUAAAGGUUUCCGAUAAACCCCACGGAGGUAGUUCGUGUGCUACCAAACACGCGCAGGUUUCUUCCCAUAGAAUUUGCAACAUGGGAGCACGCGGGCACGCUUUGGGAUGCCGCGGGCUGCUUCUCGGCGGAGUUUUUGCGUUUCUUCCGGGGAUAUUUUUUCUACAGGCAGAAGCCGGCUGUGCCGAGAGGGAAAACCCAAACUGUUGCACUGGACGAAACAAUGAAUGCCACGAAUUUUCCCGACGAAAAACUGUUUGCUACUGCGACACAUAUUGCCAGAAAACCGGGGACUGUUGUGAAGACUACCAACGUGUUUGUCAAAUAUCCGCAGCCAUCGACUGUGUGGUGGGUCGGUGGGGGGGGUGGAGCCAGUGCAGCGCCCCCUGUGGGGCGGGCAGUAAGGAGAGGAGCCGCCAGGUCACCGUGCCCCCCAGGAAUGGAGGGGCGCCCUGCCCAGACCUGAAACAGCGCCGAGGCUGCUUCGGCCAGAGCCCCACCUGCAGCUCCGCCAAAGAGGUGGCCAAAAUCCUGCCCGAUUCCUUCAAGAGGAACUUUAAGGACCCCUGGAGACGGCCGCACAUGCUGAUGAAGGAGGAGACGCCCAGUUACUGUGUGCAGCUGCGGGUGAAGCAGGCCAGCGCCCCCUGCAGGCUGCAGGUGUGGAGCGCCCAGCUGGUGAGGGAGAGAUCCGUCUGCGCAGAGUGCCAGAGCGACGCCAUGGACAGCAAACAGCGCUGCGGGGGAGACGGGCUGGAGGCCACACGGACGUUCUGGACGGCAGCGUCAGUGCCUGGCUGCCACGGGUCCUGGGUUCGAGAGUCGUCCACGGAGAACUGCCAUUGCCCGAUGCACUCUCUAAUCUUCGUGUAGCCCCCCCCCCCCCCCCAUGCCAUGGCGAGUGCGCUCACACGUGUGACUCAGGUGUAACCAAGGGAACGCCAGCCAGCCGCCUCCCCUGCCCGAGAUGGGAGGAGCAGCAGGAAAAACUGAUCUCCCUCCACCCUGACCACCCUCACACACACACACACACACACACACACACACACACA
This is a messenger RNA of Anguilla anguilla (European eel), 1428 nucleotides long. Its product is annotated as somatomedin-B and thrombospondin type-1 domain-containing protein. NCBI's taxonomy places the organism in Eukaryota, Metazoa, Chordata, Actinopteri, Anguilliformes, Anguillidae. The transcript is spliced from 5 exons. Bases 458 to 1249 code for a protein of 263 amino acids. The record is from RefSeq and is a predicted model, not a curated record.